GCGUCCCGCACCCAUACUCAGUCCGUACUCUUCGCUGUCAACACCGAGGAAGAGGAGGAAGAAAACGAGGAUAAAUAGCGCGAGCAGUGUUAAAAUUCCGCAAUUUGUUUAAUAUUCCGUGAAAUAUGACGACGGCAGCCAGGCCGACCUUCGAACCCGCCAGAGGAGGGCAGGGACGCAGUGAGAAGGAUCUCAGCGCGAUCUCGAAACAAUACAGCAGUAGAGACUUGCCAUCGCAUACGAAGCUCAAGUACAGAGAACAUGGCCAAGGAACAAUUGACGAAUUGCGGAACCGCGAAUUUAGGAAGGAGCUGGAGGAAAGAGAACGGGGGGCAGAGAAGGAUAAAGGCUCGAAUCGUCGCGCUAUUGAAUCCUCCAGAGAAUCGACCGCGUCCAGCGCGAAAAGACAGAAACUAGAUCAGGUGCCCACGGCCAGUUUGGACGCGGAUGAUCCACUCGACGAUGAUUCGGAAUCUGAUAGUGACGAGGAUGAUGCCGCGGCGCUCUUGGCUGAACUUCAGAGAGUGAAAAAGGAGCGAGCUGCAGAACAGGCUAAACAGGAAAUGGAGAAACGCCAAGAGGAGGAGAGGAUUCGUAUGGAGAACAUCCUUUCUGGAAAUCCCUUACUGAAUUACUCUUCGCAGAGUGGUAGAACGGAUAUGAAAGUGCGAAGACGUUGGGACGACGAUGUCGUUUUCAAAAAUUGUGCACGCCCCGAGCCGAAAAACGACGUAUUUAUUAACGAUUCCCUGCGAAGCGAAUUCCAUCGCAAAUUUAUGGAGAAGUAUGUUAAGUAAUUUAUAUUAUUGGUACGUUGCGAUGUAAAUAACUUUGUAUCUCGAAUAAUUUUUUCCACUAUGCGAUAUUGUGUAAUAUUACGGAACAUUACAUGUAUAUUAUAUUAUAGACUAUUAUAGAAUAAAGAAGCGUCUCGUCUUAACUCUCA
Ooceraea biroi (clonal raider ant) is the source of this 946-nucleotide messenger RNA. It is a transcript of the gene c12.1, whose product is annotated as spliceosome-associated protein CWC15. Gene Ontology annotation, cellular component: catalytic step 2 spliceosome. Gene Ontology annotation, molecular function: RNA binding. Gene Ontology annotation, biological process: mRNA cis splicing, via spliceosome. The record is from RefSeq and is a predicted model, not a curated record. NCBI's taxonomy places the organism in Eukaryota, Metazoa, Arthropoda, Insecta, Hymenoptera, Formicidae.